GACAAGCUGGCCAUGGAGAAAAUCACCAACUUCAGUAAGGCCAAGCUGAAGAAAACCGAGGUGCAUGAGAAGAACACCCUGCCAACCAAAGAGACCAUUGAACAGGAACAGAGGAGUGAAAUUUCCUGGAAGCCUAGGAAGAUUUCCCCACCCAAUCCCCUUGUGAUGCGAAAGAAGGGUCAUCUGCAAGCUGCACCGUGA
Molecule: messenger RNA, 201 nt
Organism: Apodemus sylvaticus (European woodmouse)
Lineage: Eukaryota; Metazoa; Chordata; Mammalia; Rodentia; Muridae
Product: thymosin beta-10-like
Exons: 1
Coding region: 13-201 (62 amino acids)
Biological process (GO): regulation of cell migration; actin filament organization
Cellular component (GO): cytoplasm
Molecular function (GO): actin monomer binding
Source: RefSeq, a predicted model, not a curated record